AUGUGGCCUUGCAGGUCUGAGUGCAAAUUGUUGAUGAGCUUCCUGGAUUUGCAGUCGGUGCUGCGCCUCUGGACGGCCGUUCGCAAAGCCCGAGCGGGCGACGAUCUCUUGGUAGGCUGCUGUCUGCCCGCAGCUGAGGAGCAGACGUGGCAACGAUUGAAGGUCUGGAAGAUGCUGCUUGCAGGCGUGCCGGACAUCGACGUUGAGAAGGUGCACGACUCAAUUCGGCAUUUCGAUGAGGUCCGGCGCUUUUGCCGGUGCAUCUCAGAGACGCUGGUGCGUAGCGCGGAACUGGCGCUCAGUGAGCUGGUCUCCACGAGAGUGCGGUCCAUUUUUCGGCUGCUACUGCUGCAGAACAAAGUGUUUGACGCUGAGCUGUCCAUGGCGGGAAUCUUCGAAGUGACUUCCGCAGCUCGUGCUUCAGUUCUGGAAGCGGCGGCUUUGGGAAAGCUCCUUCUCCUUCCAGUACUUCUGACAGAUGAAGGAGGUGAAAGAGGUGCUGGCCGUGAAGCUCCCGACCUGCAGCUCUGGAAGUCGUUCAUGAAUCAGUGUCACGGGGUCUGGUUGGAUUUCUCCAGCUGUCCUUUGGAUCGUGUGGACUUCUUUGGCCAUGGUGAUGCCAUAGAGCUGAAUAUGGAAGUGAGCUGUGCUGAGUUGGCCCACCUGUGUGACUUUCCGUCGAGGCCAUGGAGGGAGACUUUUGAGGCCGGCUGUGGUGUGAGAGGGAAUGUAACGAUCUCGCUGUGGAUCUCGACUGUGGACCUCACAGCCCACAUCCACUUGCCAGAGAAGGAUGGGCACAACCUGCGGCUGAAUUGCAUUGUUCUGGGCUCCGACCUGAAGAAGAUGAGCUUCUUCAGCGAUGAGAAGGGCCGCAUCGCGGUCAACGCGGCCGAUGAAAGGAUGAUCAUCGUAAAGGAUUUGGGGGCCGAAAGCUUCGAGCGUCUUGCCGCUGCAGCACGCGAAUCGCUGGAGUGUACUUGA
Symbiodinium natans is the source of this 984-nucleotide messenger RNA. The record is from the annotation of a GenBank genome assembly. Lineage: Eukaryota; Dinophyceae; Suessiales; Symbiodiniaceae.